AUGUCGAGCAUUCCAGAGGAAAUUUACCAUGAAAUCCUCAUGAGGCUACCAGUGAAAUCCAUAUUAGCUUGCACGAGCAAGGUCAGGACCGGCAUCUACGAUGUUGGUUAUGAUUCAUUCUUAAAGGAAAGUGAAUUUGAUGAAGCUGCUGCUGUUGAAAUGCACUCAUCAAAAUCUUCCAACUGUACAUUGCGUGGUUCUUGUAAUGGUUUGGUUCUCCUCUCGUUUUAUAAGAAGGAAUUGACGUUCUUCCAAGGCGAAUUAGCUGACAGGUAUAACCUAUGCCUUUGUCUUUCGAACCCAGCCACAAGAGAAUACAAAGAAUUACCAGAGUCCCCGAAAUUAGAUUCGUUUGAAAGACUCGUCAUAUAUGGUUUUGGUUAUGACUACAAGAAUGACGAUUACAAGUUGUUCAAAAUUAUCAUGCAAACCAUUCCUUAUUGGUUUAGUUUUGUUGUAACAUCUGGGGUGCUUGUUCCAAAAGCUCUUCAUUGGUUAGUCUCAUCAGUUGGUUCCAAAACUCGGCCUUCUCCCAAUGUGAUAAUCUCUUUGGAUAUCAGCAACGAGAGAUUCGAUGAUAUGCUACUACCAAAAGAACUUUCUGAGAAGAGGAACAUGACCGUGGGAGUAUUGGAAAGUUGUCUCUGUGUUCUUCAUUUAAAGCAAGAUGAAUCUGAUGUCUGGGUAAUGCAAGAAUAUGGAGUCCAAGAAUCAUGGACUAAACAAUAUUCCAUUACGCUAGGGUUUCAUAGCAAAAUUUCCUAUUUGAGGUUGAUUUGGUCAUCAAAGAAUGGUAAGAUGCUUCUGCAAACUAACAGUGGUUUCUUUUUGUAUGACCUGAAGAAUUCAAGUGCCAUUGAAACAACGUUCGGUAUGUCAACGUACUGUGAUCUUGCAGAGAAUUACGUUGAAAGCCUAGUUUCACUCAACUCUAAUACUCAACGGAAAGAAAAUCAGAAGAAACGAAAACAUGAAGAAGAAGCUUGA
Molecule: messenger RNA, 987 nt
Organism: Papaver somniferum (opium poppy)
Lineage: Eukaryota; Viridiplantae; Streptophyta; Magnoliopsida; Ranunculales; Papaveraceae
Product: F-box protein CPR1-like
Exons: 3
Coding region: 1-987 (328 amino acids)
Source: RefSeq, a predicted model, not a curated record